This is a messenger RNA of Quercus lobata, 1242 nucleotides long. RefSeq lists its product as uncharacterized. NCBI's taxonomy places the organism in Eukaryota, Viridiplantae, Streptophyta, Magnoliopsida, Fagales, Fagaceae. The record is from RefSeq and is a predicted model, not a curated record. The transcript has a single exon. Bases 1 to 1242 code for a protein of 413 amino acids.
AUGGGAGAAACUGGAGAUGAUUCAAAAACUCUUAGGGAGUUGUUCUCACCCAUAACCACCAACCCUCCAUCUUGCAUAGUAUUACCUGCAACCACUGCUGCACAUUUUUUGUUGAAGCCACAGAUAAUUCACCUUCUUCCUACUUUUCAUGGAUUGGAUAGAGAAGAUCCUUAUAUGCAUGUGAAGGAUUUUCUUGAGAUUUGUGCUACUUGUAAGUUUCAGAAUUUCACUGAUGACUCUGUUCGCUUGCGUUUAUUCCCUUUUUCCUUGAAGGAUAAGGCAAAAGCAUGGCUUAAUUCUUUGUCACCUGGAUCUAUCACUUCAUGGGAACUGUUGGUCACAAAAUUCCUCUCUAAAUUUUUUCCAAUGGCCAAGACCAAUGCUUUGAGGAGGGAAAUUGCAGAUUUUUAUCAAGAUGAACAAGAGAAAUUUUAUGAGAGUUGGGAGAGAUUUAAGGACUUGAUCUUAAAGUGUCCUCAUCAUGGUUUUGAAAGAUGGAGACUAGUACAAUAUUUUUAUAAUGGUUUGACUCAAACAAAUCAUAACAUGAUUGAGUCCAUGAAUGGUGGUGGAUUUUUGAGUCUUGUAGAUGAUGAGGCAUACAAAUUUUUUGAGAAUUUUUCUGAAAGUUCACAACAAUGGGAUUUUUCCAAUCGUAAAGAGAGAUGUGCCCCUGCAAUUAAGCAAGGAGGAUUGUAUGAAGUCAGUGAAGAUUUAGACAUAAAAGCUAGGUUGGACAAUCUCACUCAUAAGGUUGAAGCUUUAGCUUUAGGUAGAGGGAUGAAUUCUGUCAAUCAAGUUCAAAGUGAAACAUGCUCUAUUUGUGCAAGUCCUAUGCAUAUAACACAAAUGUGUCCUUCUGUAGUUGGGUAUCCUGAUUUUUAUACUGAGCAAGCAAAUGCACUGAAUAAUUAUGGAAAACCAUUUGCUAGUCCAUUUUCAGAGACAUACAAUCCAAAUUGGAGGAACCAUCCUAAUUUCUCAUGGAGGCAAAGUCAGCCUCCCACAAAUGUAGGUGGACAACAAAUGCAUCAACAAAGUCAAUUUCAUCCACCUACUCAAGCAUAUCCUUCCAUUCCUCAAUCAACACCUCAGUUUGUAGCUCCACCAAGACAACAACCAUCUUUGGAGGAGUCUCUCAAAGCUUUCAUGCAAUCAACUAGCCAAGCCAUUCAAGAGAUGAAAAGUUCCACCCAUUUGAAUACUCAAGCUAUUUCGAAGUUGGAAAAUCAAGUUGGCUAG